GGAGUCGUAAUGUGUAACCAUUGCACGAUCAUGUAAACAUCUUCUGUGCCUGAACCAAGUGAAUUAUUAUUUUGCCCAUCGCCUGUGAUCUACGCUGUAGAGUGUAGUUGUCUUGAGUAGAGAGAGAGAGAGAGAUUGGACUGAGUGACACAGACGUACUGGUACAUGGUAGAUCUACCUCUAAAACAUUUGAAUCUGAAACGAGAAUCUGAAACGAAAUUAUUAUUUUGAGGUGGAAGCAAGGUACUUAUCCCUAGAUUCCCGACCCUAACACCAGGACUUCCACAAUAUAAACGCCAUCGUGUGGUCGUUCAACGUGAAGUGCACAGAGCUGGAGAUAAUGUAGAGAACUUUGUGACAGUACCUGUCACGCUUGUUUGAGCCAGCCUGCCAAACAUGGAGACGUCGGAGCUGUCCAGUGCAGGAGCACGUCUGUGUUUGAGAAGAGUGGGGCGACCUUCAACAAUUGACACCAUUGGCGACGUUUUCCCUAUUCAUCUGGGCACGACCACACUUGGAAGGGCCAAGACAAGCAAUACUAACCACCGGAGUGUGGGCACGGAUACCCGGCAGAAGCGGCACAUUCACCUGGACUCCACUGUUCACAAGUGCCUGAUCUCACGCCAGCAUGCCAAGCUGCAGUGCUCGCUUGGCUGCGACAGUGCUGUGAAUGCCAACAUCUCGGACCUGAGCGUCAACGGUGUGUUUGUGAACAACGUGAAGAUCGGCCGGCCCACGGACCUACGGCCUGGCGACGUUGUCACCCUCGGUCACCUUCGCGGUGCCGCUCUUCCACCUGGGACCACUGCGGCACAGCCAACUUCAGAGUUUCAAUUCAGACUCGAGCGCUGCGGCGGUGAGCAGGUGGCAACAACUGCUCAGUCGACUGAAGCCGGGUUAGCAGCGAUCUCCGCUCCGUCUUCGCCGUGUCGCGCUGCAUCACCACAGUCGCCUGCCUCGUGUACCAGUUUUUCCGUCGGCCCGGAACGCAACUGCCGGUAUCCUGGUGUCAGGAUUGACUUCUCAACGCCACCGAGUCCGACCGGCUGCUCGGACGCGUUUGAGUUAUCCGCUUCGCAGCAGUCUGUCCAGAGCUCUGGAAGCUUCUGCUUCUCAACUGGCCUCGUACCUGACAGUGGAACGUCUGCAUCUAGACCACGGCCAAAGCACCGACGCACAGGUUCUGCGGCUAGCUCCGAUGCUUGGUCGGACGCUGACUCUACGCUUCUGGCGAACGGUCAGUUUUGCUCCUCGGUCAGCAGCAGCAGCGGUAGCAGCGCCAUGUCGCCUGGGAGCUCAGCGACGCACAACAGUCACAGUGUGCUCGCGGUGUCAGACCGUUGCAAUAUCAGCGCCAAUGAUCGCUGUGCAGCACUCCGAACGCUUAGUGUGGCGCCGCCGGCAGAGGGCGAUGGCAAGAGGACGGCAACGGCACUGAAAGGCAAAACACGCAGUCAUGCCAAAGCGCAGAAGCCACUGCUGUCAACACGCAAGAGUCGCCGUGCCAGUGCAGGAGUCCGGGAGGCUACGGCCAAGCUGACAGGUAGAGCGUCGCGCAAGCAGAGGCCUGGCAACAGCGGUGGUGACUUGGAGUACCACGAGGACAGGGACUGCUGUGCGUCGGUCGACUGCCAGCGACCGGGCCGGGAAAAAGUCCUAGACUGGGUUCAGUGCGAUGCUUGUGAGCUCUGGUAUCAUGUACCGUGCGUCACCAGUACCGCCCAGGCGUCUCUUGAUCUCAUUCGGAGCGCCGAGUUCCGGUGUGGAUGCGUGUAGCAGGUGUGCCCGUACUGCGUUUUGGGUUACUGCGGCGGCGCGGGCCAUUGCUGGCGCUGCAGUCGCUCACUCCCCGUGAGUGCUAUCCUGCUGCGGGCGAACACGGAGCUCCUCUGGUGUCGUUCGUAGCAGUGCUUGUUGACAGCUGUGUCUGAACCACAUACAUAUUCACUAUUCAGCACACGCAUACCGAAAUCAUUGUUUUCACACAUUACACACGAUGACGUAAUUAUGCCCAAGCAAGCUUGCACUGUGGCGACAUUUGCGGUACCCUAACUUACUCAAUGUGUAGUUUUGUUUAUCACAACCUGGUGUGAGAGGCUGCAGUGAUCAAUGCUCGUAGCUAGAAUACGAACUCUAUUUUACAGAUUUAGGUGACUACUUUUAGGCGCAAGCUACUUCUUUUUUUUCCGUUUAGUUGUAGUCUUGCUUGAAACGGCGGUGUGAUCAAGAGUGUGUGCGCUUGCUGUCACUUGCUUGAAACGGCGGUGUGAUCAAGAGUGUGUGCGCUUGCUGUGACUUCCUCCGUUGGCCUAUGUGCAACUGGAUACUAUUGCAUGCUCGUAGGCUGGCAACGUACCGUACUGCUUACUUCAAAUACUUCUACUGUUUCCUUCUUCACAUCCUACUAUCUUGGAUCCGCUCCCCGAAUAUCACUGCUGUUUAUCUUAGUAUUUUUUUUAAAUAUUUUAUUCAUAUUCCUUACUCAGGCCAGCAGACGUGUUAUUAUUAAUUUUGCAUUCCUGCGGCCGCAUCAGCCAGACUGUGGUGACCGUGUACCCAUACUAAUACCUACUGCAGUACCAAGAGUAUAAUUAUUAUA
This is a messenger RNA of Sycon ciliatum, 2599 nucleotides long. RefSeq lists its product as uncharacterized. Gene Ontology annotation, biological process: regulation of gene expression. Bases 397 to 1776 code for a protein of 459 amino acids. Lineage: Eukaryota; Metazoa; Porifera; Calcarea; Leucosolenida; Sycettidae. The record is from RefSeq and is a predicted model, not a curated record. The transcript is spliced from 5 exons. Gene Ontology annotation, cellular component: nucleus. Gene Ontology annotation, molecular function: protein binding.